GUCUGUUGUUGCGUUUAGUUUAUAUCUAUCGUGAUUGGAUACGUUUGCAUUUACGGAACGCGAAUUAAAAAAAUAUCGAUAUUCGACAUCUGUCAAAGAAUCAGUAUUCCGGAAUUCUGCUUGAUGUGAUAUGAAUUUCGUGUAAUAUAAGUGUUUUAAUUAAGAUAAAAUACGUUUAAUCGGUGCAAUAAUGUGUUUUACUUGAUGUUUAUUGGAACUAUGUGGAUAUAAUGCAAAGAAUUUGUGAUGUGUUUUGUGUGUCUACAUAGUUUGUGAGGAUUGUACAGCUGCUUAUUGGGAUUAAAAAUACGCCUAUCGCCAUGUUCAACUUUAUGAAAAAGUCGGCGGUGCUAACGGGCGGUGACGCCGGCGGUUGUGAGGAGCGCGACGGCGAGAAAGAGAGACGGAAAAAGGAGAAAAAGGAGAGGAAAGAGAGGGAGAAACGGGAGAGGAUAGCGGCCGGCCUCGUCGAAGAACCUUUGAGGCUUGAGGAGGUGCGACGGUCACUGAAGCUGCGAGGCAGGCGCAAGGAAAAAGAGAAACUACCCUCAGGCAUAACAGCCGAUUACACUGCUUCGUUGUUUGCUCACUUGGAACAAGACUCCAAUUAUUCCAACUAUCCCCUCAUACCCACCUCGGGGUCCAAUUCGAACUUGAGUGAUGAGAACAAUCAUCUCUAUCCCGCCACGCACACUUGGAGCAAAAAGGAGGGGAUUUUACAAUCUGAUAGUUCCGAAACCUCUCUCAAUUCUCUAAACAAUCCAAACAAUGCUAACAGCAGUCCGCGACAACCGCCAAAUCUACCUCCUAUACCACCGCGACCACCAAAACGAGGAAUCCUCAAGGGCCCUCGCCUAAGUAAUACUAGUUCUAAUUCCCUAGAGAGCAAUGUCCAAAGUACAGACACCGUCGACAACGUCAAUGGCCAGGAUUCCAACUUGUUGGCUCGUAACACGCAACAAAAUGAGAUUAUCUCUUACGGAAUCCCGCCCUCGAAAAGCACCUCUUCCAGUGAUGAUUUACAGCAAAUGCAGAAUUUUACCAAAAAAGUCAUUCACAGUCCAGUGGAUACACAGUUUAAAAAUUAUAAGAAUAACGCAAAUAACCCUUCGAUAACGACACAAGAUGCUGACGCGAGAUCUGACGAAGCGCCAAAGACGAAUGGAAACAGUUAUCUUGGAGUAACUUCUACGUCGCCCAGUGCUGAUUCCUUGACCGACACUACAACGAAUUCGUCUUUCGCUACACCCCCGUUUUCUACUUCACCUGUUGGAGAAUCUCAAGGUUUUCACAGGUGGUCAAGGACUAGUAACUUCGACGAUGUUUACUUACCGCUACCAUCUCUAGCUCCAUUGCAAUUGCCUAAACCAAGAUUAUUGACUAUACAGAGACAAAAGGCGCCACGAAACGAUUUCGGCUUCAGCCUGAGACGAGCGAUGGUACAAGACAGGAUUUUCAUUGGAGAAAUGAAUGGCCACGAGAAUGGUUUAUUUAAUGGUGAUAAUAAAUGUAGCGGCACCGCCAACAUGAUUAGCAAAUUGACAUACAAAGCCGUAAUACUGGCUGAACCGGGCUCGUAUCCUGGUGCGAGCGAGACAGGGCUGCUACCCGGAGACCGACUGCUUGAGGUCAACGGCGUUAACGUAGAAGAGAAGAGCAGGGAAGAAGUGAUCGACCUUAUCAAGGGCAGUCACGAUUUUGUGACUAUUAAGGUGCAACCAAUAGCCGAGCUGUGCGAGCUGUCGCGCAGGCGCGCUGCGGACGGUGGCGGCGACGUGGAUCUCUCCGACAGCAACGUGCGGUGCGGCACCCUCAGCCGAUCGGGCAGUCGCAGGUUCAACAGCACUCAGGCCAAAUCCGAAGAGCAGCUCGCGUGCGAGAAGGAAUGGCUGCAGGCCGGCCACAUGUGGCUCGCGCAUCGCGGUGGGUUCACCGCCGUGGUGCGGGAGGGAGACGCGGACGCCGGCAGGGCCAAGGUUCGAGUCCUGCAGACCGGCGAAGUGCUCACCGUUGAUGAGGAUGACUUGGAAAAGGCCAACCCGCCGCAACUGGAACGCUGCGAAGAUAUUGCCUCCCUGCGCUGUUUGAACGAGUGCGGCGCUCUGAACGUGCUCCGCUCGCGAUACGCCGCCGGGCUGCCGCACGCCCGCGCCGGCCACGCACUCUUGGUAUUGGGACCGCCGAAACGCACCUCGCCUGUUUAUACUGAAAAGGUGGCGGCGAUGUUCCGCGGAUGUCGCGCUGAUGACAUGCCGCCGCACGUGUUCGCCGCAGCGCAGUCCGCGCACCGCUGCAUGCUCGCCUCGAGGCGGGACCGCGCGAUCGUGUUCCUGGGCAGAUCCGGCUCGGGCAAAACAUCUGCGAUGCGUCACUGCGUGUGGUAUUUAGCCAGCGCGUACCCUGCGCAGGGCUCGAAGCUCACGCCCGAACGACUCGACGCCGCCUUCGACGUACUCAACCUGUUUGGAUCUUGUCGCACGGGAUCGAACCCGUACGCGACCCGGUUCGUGUCGCUCGCGUCGUUGGACUUCGACGGCGGCGGCGCGCUGGUGUCCGCUUCGGUGCAGACGCUACUGCCCGACUUGAGACCUGGACACACGCUACUGAGAGCUUUGCAUACCCUAUACCACGGAUGCGACGGUCGUCUCCGCCGCGAGCUACUCCUGGACCAAGCGCCGGUGAACGCUCCGAACCCUUUCAUCAGCCCGAGCGAGAAAGCGGACGCGCCGAGCGAGUUCUCGGCGCUGAAGGAAGCGCUGCAGCUGCUGAAUGUGAAUGAGCAGGAGCAGAUGGCCGUGUGGAAGGUCAUGGCUGCUAUCUGCCAUUUAGGAUGGGCUGGCGCUGUGAAAGCGACCACGGGCUCGGUGAUAAAGUACCAAUUCGCGAGCGCGGGCUGCGGACAGCGCGCGGCGCGCCUGCUCGCCGUCGGCGCGGACGACCUCGCGCGGGCAGUGUUCGCGACUGUACCCACCUCGCCGCAACCCAAUGCCAACCUCAGAACUCCAUCUCCAUCGAACGAGAAAGAAAUGUCCGGCACAGAAGCGUUGGACGCAUUCGUAACCGGCCUCUACAAUGAGACGUUCAACAUGAUCGCGGCAUUAGUUAACAGGAGCGUGUCGUCGUCGUCGCGGACGUCUGCGUCGAUAUUGUUGCUGGACGCGCCCGGCGCCGACAACCCCAUGUGCGCCGGACAGCAGAGCGGCGCGCCGCUCUCCAAACUGCUCUCCAACUACUUACAGGAGCGUCUGCAGGCGGUGUUCCACGGGGCGCUGCUGGUGGCGCCGCGCGACCGGUACGCGCAGGAGGGCAUCACACUCGACAUCGGCGCAGAAGAAGACUGGCUGUCAGAGACCGUGAACCCCGGUCCGAUGGUGGAGUUGCUAGACAAGUCGCCGCAGAACAGCAUCGUGCGGAGCUCGCAGGCAGACCUCAGGGAGUGCGACCGACGUGGACUGUUGUGGCUACUAGACGAAGAGUCGAUGUACCCCGGCUCGUCGGACGACACGUUCCUGGAGCGAGUGAUGACGCACUACGGCGCGCCGAACCAGACGCAGUACCUCAUCAAGAAGGCGCCGCACGCCAGACAGUUCGUCUUACAGCAUUUGCAGGGAACCAACCCAGUUCUGUAUGACGUUACCGGUUGGGUCAAAGCAAGUCGAGAGAAUCCAGUGACGAAAAAAGCUCUGACACUGCUACAGGAGAGUCAAAACGAGGAGCUGUCGCGCAUGUGGUCGUGGUGCCGCGGCGCGAGCGGCGCCAGCGCGUGGGCGGGCGCGCCGCACGACCACAGCACGCUGCGCCGCGCCUCCUCCAUCCGCCGCACACUCACCACCGGCACCGCGGGCAUGAAGCGUCGCUCGACGGCGCUGCAGGCGAAGUUCGUGGCGGACGGCGUGGUGGACACGCUGCGGCGCUGCGGCGCGGGCGGCGUGCAGUUCGUGUGCUGCCUGCUCGCCAACCAGCCCGCCGACGCCAACGACGACGUCAACAUACCGCUGCUGCGCUCACAGUUCCGCGGAUUUCAACUGUUGGAUGCGGCUAGGCUGUACAAGCAAGGCUUCCCGGAACACAUGCCGCUCAAUGAAUUCGCUAGAAGGUACCGGUUGUUAGCAACAUCAGAGAGCGAGAAUGAGUCGGCACCACAGACCACGCUGUCAGACCGGCAGAUCGUCGACGACAUGCUCCUCACCCUCGACUUGGACGUGUCCAGCUACAGGCUGGGGCUCACACAAAUCAUGUUCCGCGGCGGCGUGGUGGGCGGUCUGGACGCGCGGCGCGACGCUGCCCUGGCGCGCGUGCUGGUUCGGUUGCAGGCUCGCGCGCGCGGUCUGCUCGCGAGGCGGCGCGCGCAACGGCUCCGCACGCAGCACACUGCCGCGCGUUGCAUACAGCGCAACGUGCGCGCGUUCCUCGCCGUGCGCGACUGGCCCUGGUGGAGACUCUUGGUGCGCGUUACGCCGCUGCUCGCCGUGCAUCGUACUGAGCACAGGCUUAAACAGGCCCAGGACGAGUUGGAGACACUACGAGCGAAGUUGGACAAAGUGGAAAGCGAACGCACCCACCACAAGAACGAGAACGAACGGCUCGAGACUAAGCUAUCAGAAGUCGGCGGUGAGUUGGCAGAAGAGCGUGCCGCGGCUGCACUCGCAACAGAACGCGCGGAUGCCGAGGCAGCCGAGAGGCUUCGCGUAGAACGCGACAACAGAGACUUGGUCGCCAACAACCAACGGUUACAACAGGCGUCGGAGCGUUUAGAACUGGAAUUACUUCAUUGGCGGUCUGCGGAAAGCGGUGGAGCUGAACCUUCUGACUCCGAGGGCUCUGAAGCUGACGUCAGCGGCGCCGGAGACAAAUACAAGAGGAGAUAUGAGAGAGCUCAUCGGGAACUGCAACUCCUGCGCGCGCAACUGCGCAGGCAACACGAAGAUGAUUUGGAGCAACUCGUUACUGUCAAGAAACAACUUGAAAAGAAGGUCCAAGAUGCAUACGAGGAGGUGGAGGAACAGAGAGCGGUGGCGGCGCAGUGGAAGCGCAAGCUGCAGAAACUCACCAACGACAUGGCCGACCUGCGCUCGUUGCUCGACGAACAGACUUGCCGCAACAAUUUGCUUGAGAAGCGGCAGCGCAAGUUCGACAGCGAGUUGCACGCUGCCCAGGAGGAGCUCAAGAGAGAGCGCGCGGCGAAGGAACGACUCUCGCGCGAGCGGGACCAGGCGCACGCAGAGAAAUACGCACUUGAGCAGAGCCUCUCUGAAGCUCGCCUGGAGCUGGAGCUGAAAGAGGAGCGGCUGGCGGCGGCGACGCGCGAGCUGGAGGAGCGCGGCGGCGGCGGCGACGAGCUCGCCGCGCUCCGGCGCGCGCGCACAGACCUGGAGCGGCGCCUGCGCGACCAGGAGGAGGAGCUCGACGACCUCGCUGGACAGAUACAGUUGCUGGAGAGUUCGAAGCUGCGCUUGGAGAUGUUGCUGGAGCAGCAACGCAAGGAGGCGAGACUGGAAGCCGCCGCGCGAGAUGACGAGAUGGAGGAGACCAGGGCCAACGCUGCCAAGAAACUUAAGAUGCUGGAGAGCCAGCUGGAGAGCGAGCACGCGGAGCGCAGCCUGCUGCUGCGCGAGCGGCACGAGCUGGAGCGGCGCCUCGCCUCGCUCGAGGAGACCGCGCGCGCGGAGAACCACGACCAGGCGCAGCUCGUGCAGAGGCUCAAGAGGGACCUGAAAAGAUACAGAGCUCUGCUGCGCGACGCACAAACUAUGCUUGAACAGAAGGAAAAAGAAGGCGGUGGCAAGGCUCAGAUCAGACAGCUCAAGAAUCAGGUGGAAGACCUGGAGCUGGCAGUCCGUGCGGCGACGAAGUCGAAGCAGGCGGCGGAAGCGGAAGCGGCGGAAGCAAACGCAGCGCUGGAGGAGGCAACGCGCGCACGCGCCGACGCCGCCGAGCGCGCACUCAGCGCCGCACGCGACGCCGCCGCCGCGCGCGCGCAGCUCGACGACGCAGAGGAGGAGGCCGCCGAGCUACUGAAGAAAUACCGUGCGAGCACGAACGCGUUAUGCGCCGCGCAAGGCGAAGCGCGAGAAGCGGAGGCGCGCGCGGUGGCCGCGCAGGAGGAGGCGCGUAAUGCGAAGGAGCGUAUAGCAGAGCUGACAGCACGCUUGGCUGCAGCCGAGGCGGGCCAUCAUCAUGACCAGCACGAGGCAGAACGCCGUCUUGAUCUUCGCAAUAAGGAGUUGGAGUCGAGCCUGGAGUUGGAGGCGACAGCGCGCGGACGCGUGGAAGGACAGCUGGCGCGAGUGCGCGAGGCGCACGAGCAGCUCGCCGCUGAGCUCGCCGCCGCACGCACGCGCGACCAGCUCGCCGCCGACGACCUGCGCAAGCUCACCAGGCAGCUCAGGGAGCUGAAAGAAGAGAACUCUUCGCUGGAGGGGCGGCUGGGCGAGGCCAUGCGCGCGCGCGCCGCGGCGGAGGCGGCGGCCAGCGCGGCCGCAGCGGACGCGGCCGCCGCGCGCGACGAGGCCCGCACUGCCGCGCGCCGGGCGCACGCGCUGCAGGAGGCCAUCGCCGCAGACCUGCACGCGCCGCUCGACUCCCGGGACACGGACAGUGACAACGAUAGCUACAGUUCGGACGAGUCGAUAGGCACGUUCCUGGCGAACCACAAGCUGAGCCCAUCAGCGCCCUCUAGGAGUAGCAUACACCUCGACAAUUCACACAAAUCGCACAGUACAGAAGGGCGUGACAGUCGUUGCAGCGCGGGCUCAACAUCAAAACAGUCGCCAUUGAAGGAAUCGGUCGCAUAACACGACGUGUCGGGCGCCGGCGCCGCGCCCCCCACGCCCCCCGGGUCCGCUGGGGCCCCCGCGCCCCCGGUGGCCCCCGCGCCCUCCGCGGCCCCGGGCCUGCUCGCCGCCGCGCUGCCCGCGCUCUGCGCCGUGCUCUGCUCCCGUCAGAGGCACGACUCCGCGCAUCUGGCCAUACAAUAGCUCCACAAUUAUAGAAACUUCCAGAACUAUAUACAAAGGCCUCAUAUUUAUGACGCUGAUCGCAGCCCUUGUAAAACAGGUUAUGUAACUUGGUAUACUUGUCAGUAGAACUCAGCAUAGAAAAAAAAUCUUUCUUUGAACAAACCUCCGUAGUCUUACUACUCUGCUGAUUUCUUGGUACUUCUUUUGCUGAUUUGACCUUUCUGUCAAUAUCAUUUAAAUACCUCAAAUUUAUGCAUUAUUAGGUUGACCUGCUUAGAAUCGGUAGAAGAACCUUCCAAAACAUAAAUGAUAUUAAACUUCCUUUCCGACUUCCCUACUUUCCUACCAAAGCAGGAUUUAGACACCUACAAAUAUCAGGAAUUAGGCCAUCUUGCACCUAGUCAUAAGAAUUCAUAUAUUAAAUAAAAUUACCCGGACUUUGCAAAACCGAAACUCGGUAAAUGACUUCAAAUAAUGAGUGACAAGAUAUGAUGAUGAUAAUGAUUGUUCAACUUACAGAUCAGUAGACUGAUUAGAUGAAACGAAAUAACGACCUAAUUUUUACAUAUUGAAUAGUAACGAAUAACAAUCCGACAUGCUUGGAAAAACUUGAAUCAAGUAAAAUACCAUAGUCCGUUUUAAAUGUUACUAUCCACUUCCCGGUACCAUAAACGACUUCACAAUUCGAAGACAAUUGUAAUAACGACAGAAACGAAGACGAUAAUACGUGCACUAUUAAGGUUUUACAGUAUCGAUUAAUACGACAAUCGAUUUGAAAUACGCUUCAAUGCUUACAUUUAGAAAUAUAUACGAUAUACAACAAUGGCUCCUAAAUUUAGACUGCAUAUACAAUAAAGAAAAAGUUUUUACAUCUCAAUUUUUAAAAUUCGAAUUUUAACGCUUUUGAUAUGAAUUAUAGAGGUCACAUUAUCGAUAUUAGAUAGUCCAGUAUGUAGACAGAUGGCGCUAGUGUCAAACUAAAAUUAUGCAUUCCAGAAUAUCUAAAUGUAAUGUUUGAACGCGUAUCGACAAGCGGUCUUCUAGACGCACUAGCGGCAUCACAAUUAGGCUUUGACAUUAUUUAUUUAGUGUAGAACUUAUCGUAGAGACAAUGUCGAUUAGAAAUCGCGCGGCUAAACGCCAGCCAGUCAGUAUUUAGGCGGUCUAGUGGCGGUAAGGCUCGGUUCACACGCACUACACUCUUUUAUCAAAUAUAUAGCAAAAUACAAUAUUAUGUACUUGAGUAGAAUAGCAACUUAGGUAAAUAAUCUUCAAUAGUAUUAUAACGUUUCUCUUCCACGCGCGGUGCGUGUGAACAAGGUCUUAAACUUACAAAAUAGUUAAGUUCUUUGUUGUUUAGUUAGCUAACUUUUGUAAAUAACUAGAUGGCAUAUAAGAUUUAUUAUUUAAUUUGUAAUAUUUGUGUGAUCAGACUGUUAUUAUAUGAUUUAUUUGUUAUAGUUGUUGCUUUAUCAUGUAGACGUCGGACAUAUCUGUUAGGUAAAUAGGGGUUUUUGUGUAUCUCCUACCUUCAAACGUUUUUAUUUUAAUUUAAUUUUUAUUAUACACUUGUCUAUUAUGUAAAAUUAUUUUUAUUUCAGUCAAUGAUCUGUGCUAAAAGUUUGUUUUCAUUGGCAAUAUUCUUAUAUUUAAAUUAUUACUUCCAAUGAGAAUUGUCAAAGGUAAAUGAGAACAUACUAAUGAAAUUAGAUUUGAUUGAUUAAUUUUACGUAAUAGCCGAGUGAGAAUUCGAUGUAUAUCCCUCGUAUUAUAAUCGUAAAUGUGUAUCUGUAUGGAAUAUUAUUAUGUAUACCUCUUAUCUGUGUGUCUGUAACCGCAAAUAAUUAAUUUGUCUAUAAUAUGUGUAUGAUAAUGUGAUGAAAUGUUACUGCAUUCAAUACUGGUUGUAAAAUGAAAUUAUUUAAUAAAGUAACUGGAAUAAUUA
Messenger RNA from Manduca sexta (tobacco hornworm), 8904 nucleotides. RefSeq names its product unconventional myosin-XVIIIa (gene Mhcl). Gene Ontology annotation, molecular function: protein binding; cytoskeletal motor activity; ATP binding. Gene Ontology annotation, cellular component: myosin complex. The transcript has 38 exons. Lineage: Eukaryota; Metazoa; Arthropoda; Insecta; Lepidoptera; Sphingidae. The record is from RefSeq and is a predicted model, not a curated record. Bases 321 to 6794 code for a protein of 2157 amino acids.